Gossypium raimondii (Peruvian cotton) is the source of this 2308-nucleotide messenger RNA. Its product is annotated as probable galacturonosyltransferase 4. The record is from RefSeq and is a predicted model, not a curated record. Bases 216 to 2078 code for a protein of 620 amino acids. Lineage: Eukaryota; Viridiplantae; Streptophyta; Magnoliopsida; Malvales; Malvaceae. The transcript is spliced from 9 exons. Gene Ontology annotation, molecular function: polygalacturonate 4-alpha-galacturonosyltransferase activity.
AAAAAGAGAGAGCAUCAUAUCAUCUAGAUCUAGAAGGCUACAACUGAAAACUAGAAAUAGCAUCCAUUCUCAUUCUCUCAUACUCAUCUCUCUGUUGUUCUCCCCUGCAAACAAGUUUUACAGAAAAGAGUGUGUGUGUGUUUUUUUUCCUAUUCUUGGUUGUGGUGGUAAAGAAAUAUGAGCAAAUUGUUCUAAAAAUAGAAGGAAAAAGAAUAAUGAAGGUGAGGCAUAUAGUAUUGGGUUUACUCUCGAUUUCCGUCAUUGCUCCCAUCUUUCUUUACACUGAUAGGGUCGGCUCCUUCGUCAAUCCCUCUUCUUCAAGACGCGAUUUUCUUGAUGAUGUUUCAGCUUUUACGGUGUCUGGCGAUACUAGACAUCUCAAUGUUCUUCACCAGGAAACUUCCACCGCCUUGAAAGAACCCAUUGGUGUCGUAUAUUCUGACCACUCUACAGUGACGAGGGAGCAUAAAUCAGCACGAGUGCUUUCUGCUACCGAUGAAGAACGUCAACAACAGCAAUUAUCUAACCCCAUUAGGCAGGUCAUCGAUCGAGCACCCCCCGGUCUCACCACUGCCCUGGAUUCCCAUCCUAAUGCCUCUGACAUCUCGGCUAUUGAGCUUGAGCAGCAACCAACUCAGCCCUCUGGCAAAAUUGUUCAGGAGCAUUCAGAUAACAAACAUGACAGAUUGACUGAACCAGCAGAUGCUCAGGUCCGUCACCUCAAAGAUCAGCUCAUCCGUGCAAAACUAUACCUGUCCCUUUCUGCUAUCAAAAACAACCCACAUGUUACAAGGGAGCUUCGACUGCGGGUUAAGGAAGUUACACGUGCUCUUGGUGAUGCAACCAAGGAUUCAGAUCUGCCAAAAAAUGCUGUUGAUAAGUUGAAAGCGAUGGAUCAAUCGUUAGAAAAAGGGAAGCAGAUUCAAGAUGACUGCGCUGCUGUGGUAAAGAAGCUACGGGCUAUGCUUCACUCAUCUGAAGAGCAACUACGAGUGCACAAAAAGCAGACCAUGUUUUUGACACAAUUAACUGCAAAAACGCUUCCCAAGGGUCUUCAUUGCCUGCCUUUGCGUCUUACUACUGAGUAUUAUACCUUGAAUUCUUCUCAACAAAACUUUCCAAAUCAGCAGAAAUUAGAAGACCCCCGCCUGUAUCAUUAUGCUCUUUUCUCAGAUAACAUAUUAGCAGCAGCAGUUGUCGUAAACUCAACUAUCUCACAUGCUAAGCACCCUUCGGAUCAUGUUUUCCACAUUGUUACUGAUAAGCUUAAUUAUGCGGCAAUGAGAAUGUGGUUCCUAAGUAAUCCACCAGGGAAAGCCACUAUACAGGUCCAGAACAUUGAAGAAUUUACAUGGUUAAACUCAAGCUACAGUCCAGUUCUUAAGCAGUUAGGUUCUCCUUCCAUGAUUGAUUAUUACUUCAGGGCACAUCGGGCUAGUUCUGAUUCAAAUCUGAAGUUCCGGAACCCAAAGUAUUUGUCCAUACUGAACCAUCUUCGGUUUUAUCUACCAGAGAUCUUCCCAAAACUAAAUAAAGUGCUGUUCCUAGAUGAUGAUAUAGUAGUCCAGAAGGACCUUACUGGCCUUUGGUCCCUUGAUUUGAAGGGAAACGUCAAUGGUGCUGUUGAAACUUGUGGGGAAAGCUUCCAUCGGUUUGAUCGGUAUCUCAACUUCUCAAAUCCCCUGAUCUCAAAGAACUUUGACCCACAUGCUUGUGGAUGGGCAUAUGGAAUGAAUAUUUUUGAUUUGGCGGAAUGGAGGCGGCAAAGCAUCACGGAGGUAUACCACAGAUGGCAGAGGCUGAAUCGUGACAGGCAAUUGUGGAAGUUGGGAACCCUGCCUCCUGGUCUCAUAACAUUUUGGAAACGCACAUAUUCCCUUGACAAAUCUUGGCAUGUGCUGGGGCUUGGCUACAAUCCUAAUGUAAACCAGAGGGAGAUUGACCGGGCUGCUGUCAUACACUAUAAUGGCAACUUGAAACCAUGGCUGGAGAUAGGUAUACCCAAGUAUAAAAUCUAUUGGGCCAAGUAUGUAGAUUAUGAGACAGUGUAUUUGCGAGAGUGCAACAUCAAUCCGUAGAAAGCCUUGAUGGGAUAUUAAAGUGUGGUGGUGAGCCAUGGUUUACCCGUGCAUUUUGACAUCAAUUUGUAGUUAUUUCGUUAAGAGGUGGCGGGUUGAAAUUCAUCAUGCCUUGUAUACAUUGUCAAUUUUGUUUUUGAUUUUUUGGCUCGUACCGCAAUGUGUGGAAUUGACGUUGAUGCGACUAUUUUUUAGCUAUUUAAGCAGAAGUGCAGCCGUAUUUGUUUGUA